CGAACCGCCAUCCCAUUGUUUUUAUCCCAUGGCUUUGUUUCCCUCGCUCCAUCUCUCUCCUUCCGAAGCGAUUAAAUUAUCAAGCAAAUCCGAAGCGGCGGAGCUGUGCAGCCUGUGUUCGCGAUUCCGUUCAUCGAGUUCCGAAGAUGAGCCGACACCCUACAUUAAGAUGGGCACAAAGAUCAGACAAGCUAUUCGUAACAAUUGACCUGCCAGAUGCCCAGGAUGUGAAGCUUAAGUUGGAGCCUGAAGGGAAAUUUUUGUUUUCUGCAAUCAGUGGAGCAGAGAAGAUACCAUAUGAAGUUGACAUUGAUCUCUAUGAUAAAGUUGUCAUAAAUGAGAGCAAGGCUAAUGUUGGCAUGAGAAACAUUCGGUACUUGAUAGAAAAGGCUGAAGAGAAGUGGUGGAGCAGGUUGUUGAAGCAAGAAGGGAAACCUCCUGUGUUUGUGAAAGUUGAUUGGGACAAAUGGAUUGACGAAGAUGAGGAAAAAGGAAACAAGCCUGGAAAUGAUAUGGACUUCAGUGACUUGGACUUUUCAAAACUUGGUAUGGGUGCUGGUGGAGGCAUGGAUGCUGAUGACUUGGGAGAGGAUGAUGAAGACGAUAAAGAGGGAGAACAGAAAGACCAAGCACCUCUUGCAGAAACCAUUGAGCCUGGCUCUACAAGCAGCGAACCUGAUGCUAAAGCUUAACCUUGUGCAGCUCAUGCCCUGCAGCCAGUUGAUGCUAGCUUCUCCGCGUGAAAAAAUGCUAAGUUUUGGGUUUUGUUUUUUUUGUUUUCUCCUACGUUUUAGUGGCAAGUGUGGGUGUAGUGAGUUGUGUGUGUAUUUGAAUUUUGGAAUUCUGAGGUCUAGAGGGGGAGUUUUCAUAUUUUCUUUGCGUUUAGUUGUAGGAUUCUUUACUUUGAGGGUGUUGAUAUCUUCUCCACGUUCAGUUUAAAAAUUGUUGCUUCUAUUUCGUACCAUAGGCAUUGUGCUCUAUAAUUUCAUCUAUUUGUAUACUCGAAGGGAAAUUUUAA
Momordica charantia (bitter melon) is the source of this 1018-nucleotide messenger RNA. Its product is annotated as co-chaperone protein p23-1. The record is from RefSeq and is a predicted model, not a curated record. Gene Ontology annotation, molecular function: protein-folding chaperone binding; Hsp90 protein binding. NCBI's taxonomy places the organism in Eukaryota, Viridiplantae, Streptophyta, Magnoliopsida, Cucurbitales, Cucurbitaceae. Gene Ontology annotation, cellular component: nucleus; cytosol. Gene Ontology annotation, biological process: protein folding; chaperone-mediated protein complex assembly.